AUAGAAUAACUCUGAUUUGACAAGACUCAGCCCUCAAUCUCCUCAAUUCAACGCCUGACAUCCAUGGCCUGGCACCUCUGAUGCGAUGAAGGUUGCCACUUGUUACCGCUUCCUGCUCUGACCGUCUUUUCAUAAGAUGUGACAGCACCUCCGCCUUGUAUAUCUUGCGAACCUUCAUUUUUAAUCCCAAAGCACACACCGGUCGAAUCUGCCUUGGUGCGGAUUUUGAUCCUUUGCGAACCAUCAACGCCCGGCCAGAGUCGUUCGCAACGUCAUGAUGCUUCGAGCGCCAUUUUGCCAUAUCUAGUUUUCCUUUUUGCAAGGGAACAUAAUAUAUUUCUUUUCAACAUGGAUGUUGGAGAGAGUUAAUUAUUACCUUUUGGCUGUGUCCUACUCUACUUUGAUCGGGGUCGCAAGGCUUGAAGUCGAGAGUGUCCCGACUGUCAAUAAGCUGGUCUGUGGAGGACAUCUCAGCAGCUCGGCGUGCGUACCUACUGAUGGCCUUUACACAGGCUCUGGAGUUGGCGAAGAUGGACUCGAAUAGCGGUCACCGCAACACGAAUCCACCAAGAUUUUCUCGCGCUGCCACGUCGCUGCCCAACUGGGACCCGUUCAGCCAUGAUGGACCGUCAGACUCAGGCCAAUUCCUAAUGCACAUGAGGUAUCCGUCUCAACCGGUGGCAGGAGAUUCCAUAAUUGUUAGGAACUUGGGAUCCAAUCCUUUGGACGCUGCGUAUAACUCCAUGCCUUCCGGAACACCGGAGCAGAGAACGCUGCCGAAAUGGCACAGCAAUACCACAAAUACACCACAGAUGUCGGUGGGUGUUUCAUCUACUAUUCCAUAUACCCACACAUUGGCUUCCUAUGUUUACAACGACGAUGAUCCAUGGUCACAAAAAGGGUUUUUUGCCGGACCUUCUACUUUUGACGGUAGGUUACAGCCGAAGAGCCAGCCAGUUGGACAACUUCCCGUGAACCAUCAUAACCCAUAUGGGAACCGCCUCCAGACCGAGGGUGACCCCGCAGCCGGUGUGGUACUUGGAAAGCCCCAAUCGGACUCAGGGUAUGGAUCGCUGCAAAGCGCAUAUGCUCCUUCGAUUAGCAAUUUUGAUACUGGACUUCAGGCCACAGGAAACCGGAUUUAUUCCGCCCCUAGCCAUGGCUUCCAACAGUCGGAUGCCACGUUUGGACCAAAACUUGCUUCUUCCGAAGCAUCGCUUGCUGUGCCUCCAUUACUGCGCUGUCCAACCUGCAAUAAAGCAGUCAGGACACCAUCUGUGUUGAGAAAACAUUAUCUGCGCCAUAAGAAGCCAUUUACCUGCCCAUACCCUGAUUGCCCAGGCAGUGGACACGGACAGGGUUUUGGGACUGUCAAUGACCUGGACCGGCAUAUUCGAAGCAAACACCCAGAGGGCGAAGUUUCUGGACGACGUCCCAUCCAGGUGUUCUCUUGCCAUUUCAGUGAAUGCCAAGAAAAGGGGAGGAAGUUUACUCGAUCGGAUAACUUUGGGGUCCAUCUAAAUCGAUGCCAUAGUCUGAAUGGGGACGAGGUCAAGGGGAUUAUUCGACGGAAGAAAGAGCAGCAUCGGCUUGAGGACCCUAGGAUCCAACCUAGUGACAGACCACAAGAAAGGAAUCUAGAUAUUUCAAUGCAGGACGCCAGCCAGGAGAUUUCCAACGAUCAUGCCAUGCAACAGAGCAAUGAAUCUCUGGUUACUGAUGAAAGCCAUUAUGAGAUGUAUGAUAAUGAUGACCAAGGCCCUGGUCCAGAGGAUAUGACUUUCUACAUGCCAGAGGACCAAAGCCGUGACCUAGAGGAUAAGACUACCCAUAUGCAGGUGGAAACCAAGUACAGGCCACAUGGAACCCUGGAUAUGGAAUAUUUCUCUGGGAUGGAGCCCGUUGAGACUUUUGAGCCUGUGGGUUUUAUAAUGGACCCAACGUUGGAUAUAUCUGAAAGUGCAACACCAGUUGCAGCUGCGAUUGAGACUACCCCGAAGAGAGAGAAUGGAUCAUAUAUACAUGGUUCCACCGACUCUUACGCACAGAAAGCUCUCGCGAGCGCACUUGCCAGUAAACGGAGCCAGGAUAUUAGGAAAUCCAGGGGAAUUGGCGCCAGCCAAAAGCCAAUAACUCCAAAGGAUCCAAUGGACCGGCGUAUUAAUACAUCAGCUUUGUUCAGCCGUAACAAAUCCAGCCAGGAAGAUUUUAAUCCAGGGGACCUCCUUACAGCUGAUUCUAAAGAUGAAGACUGCCACACAGACUCCCAAGACGACGACAACGCAGCCACAAUCCUACAAGACAUGAAAAGCCGUGGAUUCGUCUUACGAAGGAAUACCACUCACUUACUUGAACCCCCCGCCCCCUCUCCAUCAACCCAGUUCCAAUCCCCCCUCACCUGUAGCGUUUGCUUCAAAACCUGCCGCCGCCCCAGCGAAAUGGCAAAACACAUGAAGCGCCACUCCCGCCCAUACCAUUGCACCUUCCCUCCCUGCGCCAAAACAUUCGGCAGCAAGAACGACUGGCGUCGGCACGAGAACUCACAACACCUCCACUACGAGUCCUGGCGCUGUCACCUCUCCUCUGGCACAAUGACAUCGACCCUACAAAGCCUACAGACACCACAAUCACAUUCUCAAAACCGCGACGACCACGAACCUAGCGCAUGCAAACACAUCUCCUACCACCUCGACGCAUUCAAAUCCCACCUCUCACGCACUCAUCAGAUCGCCUCCACGGAACUAAAUGACAGCGCCACCGUCGCGCGCUGCCUCGCCCCCUGCCCGCGCACCUUCUAUUGCGGCUUCUGCGCCUGUUCUGUCGCGCAAGCAGACUGGAGCGCCCGCUUCGACCACCUCGAUGACCACUUUUCCGGGCGCAAAGGAGGGGAGCAAGUGGCGAUGGCAGCAUGGACGGAGGAGGGUGAGGGUGCCGAAGGGAAAGGUGCCGAGCGUUAAGGCGAAGGGGAAGGUGGAGGGGAAGUUGGAGGUUGGGGGGCCGAAGAAAAAGGGG
Messenger RNA from Pseudogymnoascus verrucosus, 3012 nucleotides. RefSeq lists its product as uncharacterized. The transcript is spliced from 5 exons. Lineage: Eukaryota; Fungi; Ascomycota; Leotiomycetes; Thelebolales; Thelebolaceae. Gene Ontology annotation, biological process: regulation of transcription by RNA polymerase II. Gene Ontology annotation, cellular component: nucleus. Gene Ontology annotation, molecular function: DNA-binding transcription activator activity, RNA polymerase II-specific; RNA polymerase II cis-regulatory region sequence-specific DNA binding. The coding region runs from base 498 to 2957 and encodes 819 amino acids. The record is from RefSeq and is a predicted model, not a curated record.